AAGCUUACUAUAAUAAUAAUAAUAAUCAUAAUAACAAACUAUUAUGGAUACCAUUACUACGACCAAGUUCCUUCUACUUAUUACCCUUAUCAUCGUCAACGUCUCAUUUAUGCAUGGCGGCGCCCCGACCGUAACGGAAUCUCCCGACCUCCGCCGCCUGUCUAUCAUGGACGCCAUGAACCAUGCCACGGAGGCUCAUCGCCAGCUCCUCACCAUCUCCUCCUCCUCCUCCUCCAACUUCGUCCAUAACUCGCUGGACGACCGUCAACACGACCUACGAGCUGAAGCCACGUCAGCGUGGUACGAUUGUGCUGAGCUGUACGAGGAGGCGCUGGGACACCUCAACCGCUCCUUGGGUUCUACUACCACAACAACAACAACAAACCCGUCCUCCUCCGACACCCUGACGUGGCUCAGCGCGGCCCUCGCCAACCGCCAAACCUGCCGGGACGGCUUCCUCGACCUCAACCUCACCACCACCACCACGUCGUUGCCACGUGUCAUGGAUGACUUCUCCCGGUCGCUCCGAAACGCACUCGCCAUCAAUGCGGCUGCAGGAGGUGGCGGCGGCGGGCGGAAGUUGCUUUCGGCGGCUGCAGCAGCAGGAGGAGGAGCAAGGAGUAGUAGUACUCCUCCUCCUGUUUUCCCUUGGUGGGUGGCGAAAAGCGAUCGACAGCUGCUCGAGGCCCGGCCUAGUGGUGCUGCUGAUGUUGGACCUAAGGCCCAUCUAGUGGUGGCCCAAGAUGGGUCCGGAGACUACAGCACGAUCUCCGAGGCGGUGGCGGCGUCGGUGGAGAUGAGGAGAGGCCGGGCGGCUCGUGGGAGGAGAAGGUUUGUGAUCUACGUGAAGAGGGGGAUUUAUAAGGAGAGCGUGGAGAUCAAGAAAUCGAUGAACAACAUAAUGGUGGUCGGAGAUGGGAUCGACGCCACCAUCAUCUCCAAUUGUAAGAACGUCCGCGACGGCUUCACCACCUACCGCUCUGCAACUUUUGGCUGUGUCGGGGCAUGGGUUCAUAGCGAAGGACAUGACGUUCGAGAACACGGCGGGGCCAACGAAGCACCAGGCGGUGGCGCUCCGCUCCAGCUCCGACCUCUCCGUGUUCUAUCGGUGCAGCUUCAAGGGCUACCAAGACACCCUCUACCUCCACUCCAUGCGCCAGUUCUACCGCGACUGCGACAUCUACGGCACCGUCGACUUCAUCUUCGGGGACGCCGCCGCCGUCCUCCAGGGAUGCAACGUAUACGUCAGGAGGCCACUGCCGAGACAGAAGGCCACCGUCACCGCACAGGGCCGCUCGGAUCCCAACGAGAACACGGGCAUCGUCAUCCAAGCCUCCAGGGUGAUGGCUUCUGCUGAGCUGGCAGCAAGGGUGGGCUCCGUGGAGGCGUAUCUCGGGCGGCCGUGGAGGAGGUUCUCGAGGACGGUGGUGAUGCAGAGUGACGUCGGAGGAAUCGUGAAUCCUGCGGGGUGGCUGCCGUGGAGCGGCGACUUUGCGUUGUCGACGCUUUACUAUGCGGAGUUCAUGAACAAGGGUAAAGGAGGGAAGACGGAGGGGAGGGUCACCUGGCCCGGUUUUCAUGUGAUGAGGAGCUUUAGGGAGGCCCGCAAGUUCACCGUCGGCGACUUCUUCGACGGUGAUGCCUGGAUUCCCGGCACCGGAGUGCCCUUUGAUUCUGGUUUGUAAACCAUGCACUACCUAGCAGCUACCAUGUACUUUUAUAUAUACGUUCUCUUGAUGAUAAGAUGUACACUUAUUAAUUAAUUAAGGGAGAGCU
Messenger RNA from Linum tenue, 1776 nucleotides. Lineage: Eukaryota; Viridiplantae; Streptophyta; Magnoliopsida; Malpighiales; Linaceae. The record is from the annotation of a GenBank genome assembly.